Photinus pyralis (common eastern firefly) is the source of this 2100-nucleotide messenger RNA. Its product is annotated as trihelix transcription factor PTL-like. Bases 193 to 717 code for a protein of 174 amino acids. NCBI's taxonomy places the organism in Eukaryota, Metazoa, Arthropoda, Insecta, Coleoptera, Lampyridae. The record is from RefSeq and is a predicted model, not a curated record. The transcript has 3 exons.
UCAUACUCACAAUGAAUAACUGACACAAUAAAACCAUAAUAAUAAAACGUAAUUAGUAAUCACAAUGAUUGCUGACGAAUAGCUAUAACUAAAUGUUUAUUACCAUUAUUAUGAUGUUUAAUAGCUAUUAUUAUUUUCAUUUUAGUUAAAGUGUAUAACUAGACCAUUUCUUUCAGUGCAGCUAACAUUAAAAUGUGUUCUAACAAUUUAAGAGAAUUGAAAUUACAAGAGGGAGAAGGUUUACAAUAUUCUCUACUUAUUUCUGAAGACGAAUAUCAGCGCGCAACAACAGAUAUAACAUUCGCACAAGAACUUUUAGAUAGUUAUAAAAGUGCAGAAGAUUUAGAGUCUCAACAUUCAAGUGCAUCAACCAGUUCUACUGCUGCACAAGCCAACAAAUCUUCUUCCUCAAAUGAGGCAUUUUGGACGGAUGCUGAGACAAUAUUACUAAUAUCGCUAUAUAAUGACAAUAAAGUCACAUUUCAAAAUGCAACAAAAAGAAAACAUCUGUGGGUGAUUAUUUCGGAACAGAUGGCAGCACAUAACUAUUACCGGGCUCCUGACAAACUCGAAAGAAAAUGGACGAACUUAAUGCGAGUGUACAGGUCCAUUAAGGACAAUAAAGGUCCAAGGAAAAGUGGACGAGGGGCUGUCCAUUAUAAGUACUUUGAACUAAUUGAUGAAAUCCUGGGUGAUAAUAAUAAUAAUAAUAAAUAGUCUUUAUUGCAUUAAGAAAGAAUAUAUAAAAAAAUUAUGAAAAUUAAAUGCGGGGCGAGAUUCAGUUACAGGGGGUAGCUUCCCUGUAGCUGCUCUUCCACCUAAACCCCACGAUAGGACACACAUUCUGGUGAAAACAAAAUAUAUGGCGGUAUAGAUAAAUAUAACUCAACAUGACUUUCAAAAUUUUUCAUUUCACACGAAAGAUAAUAAUCUGAAGGACACUAAGUGGCCAUUAGUAGUUUUUGUUUGACUUUACGUUUGAAUUGGGCAGCUGGAAGUAUGGAGAUGCAACGAGGUAAUCCGUUAUAGAGGUUGGCAACUUGGUAAGUGAAUGAGCGUUCGAAAGCAGUCGUUGUGUGCUGUGGUGGAGUAAGCAAACCUCUAUAACGGAGAUUCAAGUUGUGUACGUCGGUGCGAAAAGUGAUUUUAUUAUACAGGUAAGAUGGACUUUGAUUCUGAAUAAUUUUAUGAUAAAGGCAUAGUGACCUUAAUUUACGUUCUCCCUUCAUAUCCAACCAUCCGAUCUCUUUACGUUUAUGAGUGAUGGGUGCUCCCCUUCUUAUGCCAAACAUUAGCCUCAAGCAAGAAUUCUGUAACACUUGAAUUUUCUUAGUAUCACUAAACCGUAAACUAGAGUUGUAUAAUACAUCACAAUGAUUCAGUUUUGAGAGGACUAAUGUUUGGCAUAACAGAGAUUUGGUGGAAUAAUUUAACACUCUUCGGUUACUGUAUAUCAUUUUUAGUGCUGCAUAACCGUUUCGGAUACACUGUGACACGUGAAGGGAAUAUCUGAGAGAGGGUUCAAACGUAACACCAAGAUUUUUAAGAUGACCACUGGGAGUUAUUGUCUGAUUUCCUAUUAAAAUUUCAAAAUCUGUACUCACUUUAUGUCUACCCACCAACAUGACCGCAGACUUCCCUGUAUUAAUGGUUAAGCAGUGAUCAGCAGAAGUAGCACAAAUUCGUUUAAGAUCUUCAUUAAUUAAUUUAGCAGCUAACGUCGCGUUUUGAUGCUUAAAAGAAUAAUAAAGCUGCAUAUCAUCAGCAUAAAGAUGACAGGUAGUGUGCUGUAAAACUUCGGGAAAUCGGGAGGUGUAAAUAGUAUAGAAUAAAGGGCCCAGUAUUGACCCCUGAGGGACACCUCUAUUGAUACUCAUAAACUGGGACACUUUAUCAUUACAUUUUACAGCUUGUUGGCGGUCUUUCAAGUAACUUUUGACUAGGUUUAUCGCUGAGAUAUCAAAGCCAAUAUAAUGUAAAAUAGCCAAGAGGGUAUCGUGAUCGAGAGUGUCGAAGGCCUUGGAGUAGUCAAUUAAUACCAAUGCGGUCACUAAACCAUCAUCCAUAGCUCUAAAUAUAUCAUCUGUAACCUUAAGGAAU